AUUAACAGCUAGGCCGUCAUCACGUCUCAACAUUCACUAAAAAUUAAAAAAUUAAACAUGAAAGCUCCUUUCAUUUUUGUAAUUUUUUAUUUUUUAACCACUUACAGCACCGUUCACGGAGCAAUCACAAUGGAGCAAAUUAAGGCAACAGGAGCACUUCUCCGGCAAUCUUGUCAACCACGCUUCAAAUUAACGGAUGCACAAGCAGAUGAAAUUAGCAACGGAAAAUUACCGGAUUACAAAGAUGGAAAAUGUUAUCUCAAUUGUUUGAUGGAAAUGUUGGGUGUCGUGAAAAAAGGCAAAAUUCAGAUAGAUAAGGCGAUCAAGAGUGCCGAGACAAUGUUGCCGCCAGAGUUAAAGGAUGACUUUAUCAAAGGCAUCAAUGCGUGCAAAGAUAUCCCAUUGACGAAAGAUCCCUGCGAAAAUGCCUACGUUGGAGCAAAAUGCUCGAUAGAGAACAAUCCGAAAUUUUUCCUACCAUGA
Messenger RNA from Culicoides brevitarsis, 483 nucleotides. RefSeq names its product general odorant-binding protein 72-like. Bases 58 to 483 code for a protein of 141 amino acids. The transcript is spliced from 3 exons. Gene Ontology annotation, cellular component: extracellular region. NCBI's taxonomy places the organism in Eukaryota, Metazoa, Arthropoda, Insecta, Diptera, Ceratopogonidae. The record is from RefSeq and is a predicted model, not a curated record. Gene Ontology annotation, molecular function: odorant binding; dibutyl phthalate binding. Gene Ontology annotation, biological process: olfactory behavior; sensory perception of smell.